This is a messenger RNA of Morchella sextelata, 222 nucleotides long. RefSeq lists its product as uncharacterized. The record is from RefSeq and is a predicted model, not a curated record. The coding region runs from base 1 to 222 and encodes 73 amino acids. The transcript has a single exon. NCBI's taxonomy places the organism in Eukaryota, Fungi, Ascomycota, Pezizomycetes, Pezizales, Morchellaceae.
AUGAGUGCUGCACCAGCUAUGAGUGCUGCACCAAUUCCGCCUGCUGUACCAAUUACACCUCCUAGGGCAGUCGCACCUAGUAUUGCGACUACCAUGCCUAUCACCACCACCAAUAAGACAAUUUCGCCUGGUGUUGCUCAAGCCGCAACCCAUGCAACUGCCCCUGUGCCUGGAAGAAAUAUUAGAGCUCGAGGCAAAAAAGGCCCAUGUGGUGCUGUUUGA